AAGAUAAAGAGAUAAACAAAAAUAGAAGAGAAAGAUAAUUCAUUUCAGAAAUAGAUACAGAUAGAUAAAUCCAUAGACAGCUAGAAAAAUAGACAGAUAGACGGACUUACAGGUAGAAAGACUGAAAGACGGAUAAAUAGGGAGAAGGACAAGCAGAUAAACGGAUAAGUAGAUAAGUAAACGGAAUAUUGUAUAUAAUACUGUAAAUGUCCCUAAAUACAGACAAACUAACACAAUAACACAGACCACCCAAUCUGAUCACUGCAUUUCUUUCUUCAACAGAAUGAAUCACGCAAUGUUCGGUCUCCGGCCCUUGGGGUUCCAUCUGAUGAACGUUCUGCUGCACUCCUGCGUCUGCCUGCUGAUGACCCGCCUUCUGCUGCGCCUGCUGCGUCUCCCUCAGGGCACCGUUCUCUCAGCGGGUCUCCUCUUUGCCACUCAUCCUAUACACAGUGAAGCGGUCACGGGUCUGGUUGGCAGAGCGGAUGUGCUCGCGUCCCUUUUCUUCCUGACUGCGAUAUUGACCUAUCACAGGUAAGCUUGUGGUUUAAAGCCUGGUCUGUCAUAGGUAAG
Messenger RNA from Penaeus chinensis, 573 nucleotides. Its product is annotated as protein O-mannosyl-transferase TMTC2-like. Bases 284 to 538 code for a protein of 84 amino acids. Gene Ontology annotation, cellular component: endoplasmic reticulum membrane. Gene Ontology annotation, biological process: protein O-linked glycosylation via mannose. Gene Ontology annotation, molecular function: mannosyltransferase activity. The record is from RefSeq and is a predicted model, not a curated record. Lineage: Eukaryota; Metazoa; Arthropoda; Malacostraca; Decapoda; Penaeidae. The transcript has 2 exons.